UUUUAUAACUCUCCCAUUAGAAAACAUAAACAAUAGUUGUUUUCUAAAGAAAUUUUAGGCAUUUAAUUGGAAAAUUAUUCGAAAAAAAUGUUAAAAAAUUGUUUUUUACCAGUAAAUUAUAAUAAACCACAAACGCAAACCUGUGGAGAGAUAAUUUGUGAAAAUCUACAAGAAUUUAUAAUUAAUUGUAAAUUGUGUAAAAUCAAAAUAUUUGAGUUUGAAGAAUUUGUGCAACAUUUUAAGAAUGUCCACUUGGACAAGACGUUAAUAAAUGAAAGCACAACAGAACAGAAAAUAGAAAAUAAACUGCACGAAGACCAGGAGGAAAAUUAUGAGCGGGUGAUUAAAUUAGAAAUAUCCGAGGCUCAUGAGCCAUUGAAAAAUGAUGAAAAGUUUACAGCAAACAUCGAAAAUGAAGAAUUCUUAUGGGAGGCGGACAAUAGUAACUAUACGGAUGAUGACAAGGAUGAGGAUUAUAAUACGGAAGAUGACGGAGACCCGGAGGAAGAUGAGGAACAAAGUAAAAGUAUAAUGAGAAAGCCGCGUAAACCUAAAGAAUUUUCCUGUGAAAUUUGCAAUAAAAAGUAUGCCGACUCUAGACGCUUACAGCUGCAUGUGAAAAUUGUUCAUUUACGCGAAAAACCUUACAAAUGCUCUAUGUGUGAUCAGGCUUUUGCCGAGGAACGUACGCUUAAGAAUCAUGUGGGUCAUAAGCAUACCGGUUAUGAGUGUCCCGAAUGCCACAAGAAUUUUUCGACAAAUCGCAAUUUGAAACGACACAUGCUAAUACAUGUUGAUAAAAAAGAAUUCAUUUGCCAAGAGGAUAAUUGUGGAAAGGCGUUUGCCACCAAGGGUCAGCUAAAAGAUCAUCAACGCUAUCAUACUAGUGAAAUGUUUAUUUGCGAGGAAUGUGGUUAUAAGUGCCGGCAACGCGAAUCAUUAAUUGUUCAUAAACGCCAUCAUACGGGAGAGAAGCCAUUUGGCUGUAAGCUUUGUGAUCGUCGUUUUGGUUCGAAACCUUUACUCAAUGAACACAUGGCCACGCACGAAACGGAACGUAAACAUAUUUGUGAUGUUUGUGGUAAGAGUUUUAAUCGACCUAAGGCUUUAUAUCAUCAUAAACAUUUACAUUUGGGCGUUAAGAAGUUUGUUUGUAAAAUCUGUGGGCAGGCCUAUGCUCAGGCUGCUGGUCUAUCGGCCCACAUGCGCAAACAUAGAGAAGAGGGUGGCGCCGCCUCUUUUACCACCGAACCUGCGCUACCACCUAAUAAUACAAAUAUUUUAAAUGUACUUUAUCCUAAGGAAAUUAAAGAGGAAUUACAAACCGAACUUGAAACUACUGAACAAAAUGAACUUGUGACUAAUAAUGAAUGUUCGGAAGAUGAAAACGAUGUGAGUACUGAGGAUGAAUAUGACGAACACUUAGAGCGGCAGACAGAAAUAAGUAUAAUAAAGCCCCACAAACCCAAAGAUUUUGCCUGUGAAAUAUGUAAUAAAAAAUAUACCGACUACCGGGGUUUGCAAAUACAUGUAAAGCUAAUACAUUUACGUGAAAGACCUUUAAAAUGUUCCAUGUGCGAGGAGUCUUUUGCCGAAGAACGUUACCUAAAGAGUCACAUACAACGUAAACAUAUCGGUUUUGAAUGUCAACAAUGUCAUCGUGUUUUUAAAACAAAUCCCACAUUGAAACGUCAUUUGGCAGUACACAUGGAAACUAGAGAGUUCGUUUGCCAGAAAGAAAAUUGUGGCAAAGCUUUUGCCACCCCAACAAGUUUACGGGCACAUCAUCGCGAUCAUGAAAUAUUUAUAUGUGAAGAAUGUGGUUACAAGUGUAAAAGACAUGAAUCCUUGAGGGAACAUAAACGUCAGCAUACUGGAGAGAAGCCGUUUGGCUGUGAAGUAUGUGGACGAAGUUUUAGUUCGAAAAAAUUACUGACCGGACAUAUGAGUUGUCAUGAGACAGUACGUAAACAUGUUUGUGAUGUUUGCGGGAAAAGUUUUAAUCGACAUAAUGCUCUCUAUCAUCACAAACAUUUGCAUUCGGAUGUCAAGAAGUUUGUUUGCAAAAUAUGUGGUCAGGCCUAUGCUCAGGCAGCGGGACUAUCGGCUCAUAUGCGUAAACAUAGAGAAAAUGUCAGUGGGGCUAGUAAAGAUGAUUUAAUGCAAGGAUUUUAUACUUUAGUUGUGGUACAAAAAUGUAAACAAAUCUCCAUCGCAAUUAAUGAAAAAUUAUUUCAAAAAAUGCUGAAAAAUUGUAUUUUAACCGCGCAGUAUAACAAUUUCUCGCCUAAAACUUGUGGAGAAAUAAUAUGUCAAAGUGAAACAGCUUUUAGCAUAAUCUGUAAUUUUUGUCAAAUAAAAAUAUUCGAAUUUCAUGAAUUCGUCCAACAUUUUCGCACUAUACACUGGCCGGAAAUUAAUGGGACACAUAACAAAUACAAAACUCUAUCAGACAAUGAAUAUCCAGUUACGCAGCCUAAAAUUGAAGAUGUUAAACAACUAAAACUAGAAGAAAAGGAGCAGGCAAAUGAUUUUGAUAUUGAGGAGGAGCCGUUGCAAUAUAGUGAAGAUGACUGGAGGACGGAGUUGGAAAUGCAGCAAAGUAUUAGUAAUAGUGGAUUUUCUAAUCAAGGGGAAGACAGUUGCAGUGAUAGGGAGGAAUCCAUAGGAAUAUUAAAGAAGGAAUGUGUGGAGAACGAAAAACCCAACCUGAAGAGAAAAAAACAUGACUAUAAAUGCCCUAUAUGUGCACGUACCUUUAUCAAAAAGUCCACAUAUGAAACACAUAUAAAAGAGCAUAAGAUUAUGCCUUACAAGUGCACUAAAUGCUCACGAUCCUUUGACGAAGAGUCGCAACUUAUGCAGCAUCAACAUUUACACGACGGCUAUGCUUGUGAUAUUUGUCAGAAGGUUUUUAAGAAAAGGAAUAACUUAGUUUCACAUAAAGAAACUCAUGUAGAAACGAAAAAUUUCAAAUGUACUUAUGAGAAUUGUGAAAAAUCGUAUGCUGGUCAAAGGCAACUGCAACGUCAUAUACGUCUGGUGCACAUACGGGGAGCCUGUUUUGUUUGUGAUGUAUGCGGCUCUAGGCAACGUGAUAAAAUAGCUUUAACCGACCAUAUGCGUUCGCAUACCGGUGAAAGGCCAUUUGCCUGCAGUUUAUGUGAUCGACGUUUUAUGACAAAAUCUAGACUGGGCGAACAUAAAGCCUGUCAUGAAACGGAACGUAAGCAUGUGUGCGAAGUUUGCGGUAAAAGUUUCAAUCGUGCCAAGGCUUUGUAUCAUCAUAGACAUUUGCAUUUGGAUAUAAAGAAAUUUGUGUGUAAACUUUGCGGUGCUGCUUAUGCCCAGUGUGCUGGAUUAUCUGCUCAUAUGCGUAAACAUAAAGAGGAACAAAUUUGCGAUGAUACAGAAAUUACAACAAAUAGGACAAAUGAUUUAUUUAACGUAUUAUUUACUGCUAUAAAAUAAAGUUGUUUGUGUUUUUAUAAAUUUGUA
Messenger RNA from Lucilia sericata (common green bottle fly), 3498 nucleotides. RefSeq names its product zinc finger protein 271-like. Gene Ontology annotation, cellular component: nucleus. Gene Ontology annotation, biological process: regulation of transcription by RNA polymerase II. Lineage: Eukaryota; Metazoa; Arthropoda; Insecta; Diptera; Calliphoridae. Bases 88 to 3471 code for a protein of 1127 amino acids. The transcript is spliced from 6 exons. Gene Ontology annotation, molecular function: RNA polymerase II cis-regulatory region sequence-specific DNA binding; DNA-binding transcription activator activity, RNA polymerase II-specific. The record is from RefSeq and is a predicted model, not a curated record.